This is a messenger RNA of Malus domestica (apple), 2408 nucleotides long. The record is from RefSeq and is a predicted model, not a curated record. Lineage: Eukaryota; Viridiplantae; Streptophyta; Magnoliopsida; Rosales; Rosaceae.
CUGUCUGUCAUGUCUCUCUCCCUUCUCUCGGACCUCUCUCAGCUCCCGCAUCUCUUUUCUCAACCGCGAACGUACGCACGCACCCAUCUCCCUUGCGCGAGGAAGACCCCUCAUCGUCGCCAUCUCGUCCUUCUCCCCCUCUGUCCCGUGCUGCAACCCCAGAAAACCCGGAAAGGAACUCCGGCGAGUUCCUAUUUUCCCGGUGAGGUUAUAGGACGAAAUCGAAGCCGGGUGUAAGCACACCCAACUCCGGCGACCUCGGGGGUAUUUACGGCCAUCUCCGGCCGUUCCACGACGAAAGGAAGGUGCAAUUAUUAACGGUGAUUCCGUUAUUUCCUCGUGGUAUAGCUUUGCACCAUCGGUGUACGGACUUAGAAUCGAGGCGUACAAUCCCGGCAUCCAGGCACUUCCGCAUUGGUAUUUUCGAGUCCUCUCGGUGUAGGACCCACUUCUAUGUUCAGUCAAUUUUUACAUUAAUUCUUUUAAUGUUCUAGAUUAAAUGUGUGCUCUGAACACGUUCUUUAAAUGCAUAUUCCUUAUUCUUUUACAUUUAUAAGUUUCAUCUAUCCUUGAUUUUCAACAAUUGCACUCAAUAAAUGGCUUUCGUCACCCUCGGGUGUCGGCCAGCACGUGACCAUCCUGAUAUCCCGAGGAUAUCGGGAUCGGGGCGUGUCAUCUUAUUUGUGACACAUCAUUUAGUUUAAAAUUUUAGUCUUCUUAGUAUUUCUCUUUCAAGAAUGAUGUUAUUAUCACACUUAAUUUUACUUUUCACACUUUAUGUUUGGCAAUCGGAUCAAAUGAAUAAAAUAAAUAAAAAAAUAAGGCCAACAAGGCGGCUUAGAGACACGAGCGUGACGCUGAUUGCCGCUUCUUGCACGACUGUGUUUCGGAUAUUUUCGCCCAGUGCCUCAAGUCUGAUAUUGAAAAAAUUCAUCAUCACAAGGAUCAUGACCAUGACCAUCAUGAUGCUUACUGCUUGGAGAUUACCCAAGCGGCUACCUCUUUGCCUACCACCACUGAUCAUCAUAUGCUGUUCGAAAACAUUGCAAGGAAGGUUUUCCUGCCAGAAUCAUGUUGCUGAGAAGGGGAUGGUAGUGUCUGUAUUAUUGACCAACUGAGGAAGGAGGUUUUGCAGCCCUUGAGAAAAAACUAUGGCGCCAAGGGUUGGGAACCUGCCAACCGGAGGGGCUAUAGAGCGGCGUUCAAGCGAGAGCAAGUGGCUGCUGCCGAUGAGAUCGAUCCCGACGAUUCCGCAUGACAAUCCUGAGCUCGAGCAAGAGGCUGAUGUUAAGUGGAAGAAAAUAGUGGAGGUCUACUCAAAGCAGGGGAAGCUGAAGAAUUGGUUGGCUGUGUGUGAUGUCGACACCACCUUGUCGGCGGGUUUGGCUUUAGGGCUUUUUUUGCCUCAAUUGAGUGAUGAGUCGUGGAAAGGAAAGGUGGUCGCCUACAACAAAAACCCCCGGCUGCAUUCGAUACAAGGCAAGGAUCUUAAUUCGAGGGCCAAAUUUAUGCAGACUUUGAUCAAAAGCCAGGACUGGACGGCUGAUUUCGGGAAGGUGUUCGAUGUGAUUCUAGAAGAGGCAGUGAAUGCGAAUUUGAAGCCAGAUAAGAUGGUCAAGAAGGUGCUAGCCUUGACCACAUACAAACACUUCUUGACAGGCAGCAACUUCAGCUUCUGGGGGGAGACUAAUUACAAGGAAAUAUGGAACAAGUAUAAGGAGAAGGGGUAUGGAGAAGUGGUGCCACACCUAGUCAUUUGGAAUAUGAUCAAACCUGAGUAUUCGGCUGGGCAUUGUAGAGAACCAGAACCAGGGGUGACGUUGUUGAGUGGCUUCUCGUACAAGCUGCUCGAGGUCUUCUUCGAAAAUGAUGGUGACAUCGGCCCCAACCAUGUUAUGGAAGCUGCUGUAUCUGCCCCAGCCUAUCAAACUCUGGCAGUAGUCAACUGACUGACUGACUCGCACACAAAUCACUGGUGGGAAUGUGUUCAUCUAUAUAUUUCUUGGGUCGUAAAAGUUCCUCUCCAGACUAUCACUGGUGUGAAUGCUGUAUCUGCCCCAGCCUAUCAAACUCUGGUAGGCCUUAAGCUUUCAUAUUUUUUGUUAUCCUCUCUCCUCCAUUGUUAUCUUGCUUCCAAGGUUUUUUUUUAUCCUGCAGAUUAAUUGUCAUCUCUUGCUUCUGAAGGUCUUUUUAUUAUCCAUUGUUUCCCAUAUUUUUAAUGGUGGACUGAGCGGUUAAACGCUAUAAUUAUCUAUAUAAUCAUCUAUUUAAGUCAUCAGACUAAUUAGUUUGGUUGCUGAGUGAGUUGCUUAGUUUUUGGAACUUCCAGAUUCCAAACAAAUACUUAUAACUUUGGUUGUGGAACUGAUUUUUCUGUUGUGCUUCUAGUACUAUCAAUUUUUUUUUUU